Phytophthora sojae is the source of this 927-nucleotide messenger RNA. RefSeq lists its product as hypothetical. Lineage: Eukaryota; Oomycota; Peronosporomycetes; Peronosporales; Peronosporaceae. The coding region runs from base 37 to 927 and encodes 296 amino acids. The record is from RefSeq and is a predicted model, not a curated record. The transcript has 2 exons. Gene Ontology annotation, molecular function: lipid binding.
CCCAGCACCUUACAUUUACCCGCAGCACCUAUAAGCAUGAACUACCUGUUUGGAUACGGAGAGACGCCCGCGGUGGAGGAGCAAAUCAAGCCCGAGGCGCCCGCGUACGCCACCCCCGACGACGUGGACUUCGAGGCCUACGGCAAGGAGAACAUCCAGAUCCUGCUGGACCGCCACACGGGCGCCGACAAGGUCACGACCUGGGAGGUCGUGGAGGACUCGGAGGACGUCAAGAUCUGGCGCGGCGCCGUCGAGGACUGCGACUGGUGCCCGUUCCGCGCCGCGGGCCGCGUCGACGCCGACAAGCGCGUCAUCGAGCAGGUGCUGCUGGACCCGAACCGCACGCUGGAGCUGGACGAGAUGAUGGAGGGCGUCGUGACGCUGCGCGACAUCGGCGAGUCUAACCACUUGGCCUUCCGCCAGAUCACCAGCAAGGGCCAGUUCCCCAUCUACGGCCGCGAGUUCGUGGUGGUCACGUACGGCACGACGCUCGAGGACGGCCGCGUGGUCAUCGCCACGCGCUCCAUCAACGUUAGCAGCGUCGCGCCCCUAGACGGCUACGUGCGCGCCAACAACUACAUCUCCGGCUACAUCAUUGAGGAGUUCAAGGAGGACGACGGCAAGGUCUACUGCAUCGUGACCCUCCUUGCACACGCCGACCUGGCUGGCUACAUCCCACCCAGCAUCAUCAACAUGCUGGGUACGUCCUCUACGGUGAAGGUGCUCGAGAACUUGGAGACCAUCGUGACCGCCAAUCAAUGCGUGGGAGACUUAAUAAAGGCGGCGAUCAAGGAGGACAACCCUAAUUCGGUUCAAUGUGACGCCAAGGACCUGCAGCUCUUCCUGGCGAAGAAGGAUGGCAACGCGUGGGUGAAGGACGACGAUCCUGUCGCUGAGCAGCUGGAAGAAGGGGAGAUCGAGGGAUGA